GUGCUUUCUUUCGAGAUUCUUCAGCCGUGUUGUCGUUCUUCGCUUUCGGAACUGAAACUUACAUCCGUAUGUCAAUGCGGCUACGCACGAGAGUUCCCGAGAGCUAAUGAUAAUAUGGCUUAUAAUGAAUUUCCGGCUAGUCCCUUCAAAGACAAAGCGUCAUGGUUGGAUCAGUCAUGCGGUGAUUUUCUUACUGCACUUCUUGUGUGCUACUGUGGCCUUACCGCCGUUUCGAUCGCCCCCGUUUACGAACAAUAGCAUGACUUUUGCGGAUGGGGCGGCGCAGCACGUGAGCGAGUCAGGGUCACCUAUCUUUACUCGGUACUGGGCCGUUGAAAUUCUGGAAGGCGAGGAAGUCGCCCGGGAAGUUGCCGAAAAACAUGGUUUCAUAUUUCUGGGCACGAUUUUACCUGGCAUCUACUACAUGAAACAACCUCGUUUGUCCAGGAGGUCGGUGCAUCACAGUAUCCAUUAUCAUGAUCAGUUGGCAAAUGAUCCACGGGUUGUUUGGUUGGAACAACAGGUGGCCAAAGUUCGUGUGAAACGAGAUGUACACAUUCCAGUUAACGAUCCUCACUGGGCAGAUAUGUGGUACUUGAAUCGGGGUGGACCAAAUGGAUUGGACAUGAAUGUUCGAUCUGCCUGGGCACGUGGCUACGCUGGUCAGGAUGUGGUCGUUACCAUUUUGGACGACGGGUUGGAGAUUGAUCACCCGGAUCUCAAAGAAAACUAUGAUCCAUUUGCCUCAUACGAUGUCAACGGGAAUGACGCCAAUCCCGAACCGCGUUAUCCUUCGAGUGACAAAAAUCCGGCCUCCAAUCGUCAUGGUACACGUUGCGCAGGCGAAGUUGCGGCUGUGGCAAACAACAGUAUAUGUGGACUGGGAAUCGCUUAUCGUGCUCGUAUUGGUGGGGUACGUAUGCUUGAUGGAGACGUGUCGGACGCGAUGGAAUCGCGCUCCUUGGGCUAUCAGCUACAACAUAUUGACGUCUACUCAGCCUCAUGGGGACCGGAGGAUGAUGGGAAGACGGUUGACGGUCCCGGGAGGCUAGCUCAGAUGGCCUUUCGUAAUGGCAUUGUAAUGGGGCGUGGUGGUCUAGGAUCCAUAUUCGUAUGGGCAAGUGGGAACGGUGGCAAGAAUGGUGACAACUGCAAUUGUGAUGGUUAUACAAACAGUAUAUAUACACUCGGCGUGAGUUCAGUAUCAGAACGCGGGUCCGUUCCGUGGUAUGCUGAGAUGUGUUCAUCGACACUUGCUGUGACUUACAGCAGUGGGGGUCAGGAAGAACGUGGAGUGAUCACAACGGAUCUAAAUCACACUUGUACAAGAAACCACUCAGGUACUUCUGCCAGCGCUCCGCUUGCUGCUGGAAUAUGUGCUCUUACUCUGUCUGCAAACAAGCGUCUCACUUGGAGGGACCUACAGUACUUGGUAGUUUACACUGCACGCCCUGAAGGUCUUAAUGCUUCUGAUUGGAGAGUCAAUGGAGUGGGACGAAGUGUUAGCCACGCUUUUGGUUAUGGAUUAAUGGAUGCUGGUGCGAUGGUUGAUCUGGCAAUUAAUUGGACCAAUGUCCCGCCACAGCGUGUUUGUGAGGCCCAGGCUCCAAUUACCGGUGGGCCCGUGUCCGUACAACGCAUGAGCAAAGAAGUUCUGGCUCUCACAACGGAUGGCUGCGCAUCGACUGCCGCUUUUGCUGGCGACCCCACACAAUGCGUAGUGUACCUGGAACAUGUACAGGCCAAGGUAACAGUCAGCAGCGCACAGCGGGGGGAGAUUGAACUCCGUCUUACUUCACCCUCAGGUACCGAGUCUAUCCUGUUGAGCAAACGGCCCAAGGACAUGGAUGUCGCUGGCUUCCACGCUUGGCCUUUUAUGUCGGUGCAUUUCUGGGGUGAAAUGGCAAACGGAACGUGGAAAUUGACCGUGUAUUCCGGUAAAGCUUCUGUUUCUAUUCAUGACUGGAUCUUGAUUCUCUACGGUACCAACACACCUCCUCCGCUGCAUGCCUCUUCUCAUCGACGAGGGGUCCGUCAGCUACCAAAAAACGAAGUAGUUUCGGGAAUAGGAUCGCUACACGACAAUACUGGAUCGCGAUCUGUUGUGCUUGAAUCCCGUUCGUCACAGCCCUUCCAAAAUCAUGUUCAUCCGUCAGUCCUGAGACCCAAUCAUCCUCUUGGAUUUGCAUCUUCGGAUUCAGUGCAGAAAGACGGUCAUUCUGUGUCAAUAGGAAAAGUCCCCUUCCCGUUUGCACAUGUUCCCCGCCCACAGCUGCCACCUCCGCUCCCCCCACCACCACCCGACCCGAACGACUUAUGGGCAGAUUGGAAACCACCUAGCUUAAAAACUCAUCUUCCCCCACUGUCUUCGACUUUGCACCUUAAUCCAAUGCAAUCUCAGCUUCUACUUGAUCAUAUCCAAUCUGAGGCCGAAGUAUCCGAUACAGCUGCUUCAAAAUCAUCCAGUGAUGCUCACUUUACUUCAGUGCUGCAUGCUGACUGGCCGCAGUUACCUUUACUAUUCAAUCACCAAAUAUUUGACCACAGUGGCGGUGACACACGAUAUCAGGAUCCUCUCGCGGAUGUCAAAGAACCUCCGGAAGAUAACGAGAAUCGACCAACGAAGAAAACGGGAGAGAUGACUUCUGUAUUGCCCAAUAUAGUUGCGCACCAGAUGCCUUCCGAGUCAACCACCAUCCCACACUCAUGGUUCAUUUGUCUAUGCGCAUCCAUCGUCUCAUUCGGAUUAACAUGAGUCAAUACUCUUAGAUUCUGUUGAUCUCAUCACUUCAUCUCACUAGUCAAUACCUUCCUAACUUUAAUGUCUCCAUGUUCAACUCCAAGACCCUUUUGCCAAACCCAGUUUUUAUGCUUUUUUCUUUAAUGCGCUAUUGUUAUGGAGAAACCAUUUCGGAGGAUAAUGCACCCCCGUGGAUAACGCAUUCCGCCAUGUACAGAAGAAUGCCGUUGCUGCUGUCUACACCCACCGUGUUAUGUGGAUUUCAGUUGGGUGGGAAUUCAUCAAAUCUAGUCCAAAGUACAAUACCCAACUGUCUUUUCUUGGUUUUCAGCCCGAUUUUUUUUACUAGAAUCAACUACUGUACAGUUUUCUUUGUACUCGGAGACUGUUCUGAAAACUUUAAUAUUUUUUCUUUCCAUCUGAUUGCAAUCUCAUUUCGCCCAGUUUUCCAAAUCUACCCUUCCAUCGUUUGACUUAUUGUCUCUCUGGGUUGUUUCACUUGUCGAUUUUACGGAACUACCUCACUUCCUUUCUUUGUCUGUAUAAUAUGUCCGAAUGAUGAUGAUCUCAAAAGACUUUUGUCAAAAUUACAUGCUUUC
This is a messenger RNA of Opisthorchis viverrini, 3339 nucleotides long. RefSeq lists its product as hypothetical. The record is from RefSeq and is a predicted model, not a curated record. Gene Ontology annotation, cellular component: trans-Golgi network; Golgi membrane. Gene Ontology annotation, molecular function: serine-type endopeptidase activity. NCBI's taxonomy places the organism in Eukaryota, Metazoa, Platyhelminthes, Trematoda, Opisthorchiida, Opisthorchiidae. Gene Ontology annotation, biological process: peptide hormone processing. The transcript is spliced from 11 exons. Bases 107 to 2755 code for a protein of 882 amino acids.